AUUUAGGCUAUCUGUUUCGGAAAUGUGGCUCUCCCGGCCUGUAACCAUCGACACGACGUUUUCUUCAUUAUGCAACGUAACCAUAUUAGUUCAGUUACAUCACGGAAUAUAUAAGGGUGGGUAUGGCGAUGACACACACAGAGACAACCAAGAGAUUCAUCAUAGGCUCCUGGCGUGUCAACCACGGAUCGAUGAUAAUAAAUCGACAAGAAGAUGGAGGGCGCGGGCUAUGCACAGUGGUCAGGAUAACCAAGAGCAACGCGCAUCAUGAUCUUUGUGGAGAAGCAAGUGUGUCCAGAUUGUGGUGGGACUUUCAAGGACGUAUCAAACCACAAAAUCUGCCAUAGCCGAGGUUCAGGGAAACAUGCACAUAAACCUUCUGUGGUCCUAAGGCAAGUGUGUCCUGAUUGUGGCCGAGAUUUUGUGAACCUCGCAAAUCACAACGUAUGUCGUGGUCGAACUGACCAACAGGAUACAACACCCCCUACUGCACCACCUGUACAUAGUCUGACACCACCCCCUACGCCCCCUUCCUCCAACACAGAGGGACCGACACCUGCCCAACAUUGGCGAGGUCGCAACAGUUACAACGGUAGUCUCAGUGAUGAGGAUGCUCUUGCUGUUGCUAUUGCUGCAAGUCGGAACCCAGAGGAGGCAGAUCUUGGAAGGCCAUUGAGAAAUGAACCGGAUAUCAAUGCGGUACCUACUGGUUCACAACGCCUUGUACGGGAGCAUCUAAGUCGAUGUAUGGAGUUUUUUGGAGCUAGCCGGAUCUCCGUCAACAGGAACAACAUCUGGUCCAGCAGCAUGGCCUUCUUCAAGGAUGUUUGUGUAUCAAAGACGGCUAAACAGUUAAUGGUGACUUUCACUGAUUCCGCUGGCAGACUUGAGGUAGGCGUCGACACAGGGGGACCACGUCGAGAGUAUCUACGUCUGCUCCUGGAGUCCAUCGUCGCCGACAGCGGGGUGCUUCGCGGCGACGAAAACCAAGGAUUUCUGAUUCGACCCAACAUAUCUGCCUAUUUAAAGAGGCACUUCCGGGUCAUAGGGGUCAUGCUGGCCACCAUAAUUGCUCAAGGUGGACAACCUCCCGCCAUAUUUGCUCCUCCUGUCGUUGAUGCUAUACUGGAUAAAGAUGAGAUGCCGUCUGUGGAUUAUGUGCCCGACACACGGAAGAGAGAAUCUUUAAAAAAGGUGUCGGAAGCUCGCGACACGACUGAGCUACAGGAGGCUCUAGAUGAGUUUGACUGGAGAUUCGACCUGGACGGUAUCCCCUCUUAUGUUACCAUGGCCAGUAGAGAUGAGUUCCUCAGAGGAUGUGUCCAGUAUUUUGUCAUACUGCAGAGCAAGCCAAUGCUUGACCAGCUGAUUCAAGGCUUGCGUCACUGCGGGAUUCUGGAUCUCAUCAGAACACACACGUUACGAGAUUUGCUUGAGUAUAAAUCGGACGUUGAGGUCACGGCCGAAAGGGUUAUGGAUCUGUUGAGACCAGAUGAGCCUUGCCAUAGCGACGAACAACAGAUCCUUGACAACCUAAGCAGAUUCCUGCAGGCAGCUGAAGAUGGCAGCUUGUGUGAUGUGCUCAGGGAGAGCCAGCGUUUGACCCGAAGUCAGACCAAGUUUGCGCGGAGAUUAACUCCAGGGAGACUGCUAGCGUUUGUUACUGGAUGUAGUAGGGAACCAGCUGGCGGGUUCGUGCCGAAACCCAGCAUUGUCUUUAACAGAGCCGCCUGGCGGCUGCCAUCGGCCGCUACAUGCAGUAACCAGAUCCUGAUCACGGUGCACCAGAACUCGCUGGAGUUCCAUUGCUUUUGUCAAGCGAUGAUGACGUCAAUGAUGAACGGAGAAAACUUUACAACCGCCUAGGUUUCUUGUUAU
This is a messenger RNA of Haliotis rubra (blacklip abalone), 1878 nucleotides long. Its product is annotated as G2/M phase-specific E3 ubiquitin-protein ligase-like. The transcript is spliced from 9 exons. The coding region runs from base 268 to 1866 and encodes 532 amino acids. Lineage: Eukaryota; Metazoa; Mollusca; Gastropoda; Lepetellida; Haliotidae. Gene Ontology annotation, molecular function: ubiquitin protein ligase activity. The record is from RefSeq and is a predicted model, not a curated record. Gene Ontology annotation, biological process: protein polyubiquitination; ubiquitin-dependent protein catabolic process.